GUGCGUUUGAUUUAAAUUUAUUCGUUACGUUAUGGGCGACACUUGGCGAAGUUUGUGAGAGACGCUAGGACUGGCCUUGUGCACGUGUAAAAAGUCGUGCGAAGCCCCGUCGAACGGCAUUGAGACAGUUUAUCACUACAGGUCUCUUUCUAUCAUCACGCGUAAAUGGAGAAUUAUAUAAAAAUUGAGAAAAUCGGGGAAGGCACAUAUGGAGUGGUAUAUAAAGGAAAACACAAAAAGACUGGAGAGAUUGUAGCUAUGAAGAAAAUUCGUCUAGAAGGCGACGAUGAAGGAAUACCAUCAACCGCUAUCAGGGAGAUUUCAUUACUUAAGGAAUUGAAUCAUCCGAACGUUGUGAGUUUAAUUGAUGUAUUAAUGGAGGAAGCAAAACUGUAUCUUAUUUUCGAGUACCUGACUAUGGACCUGAAGAAAUACAUGGAUACUUUAGGCAACAAGCUAAUGGAACCAGAAAUGGUCAAGUCAUAUUUAUUUCAGAUCACACGUGCCAUUCUGUUUUGUCACAAGCGCAGAAUAUUACAUCGUGACUUAAAGCCGCAGAAUUUGCUGAUUGACAAAACUGGAGUUAUUAAAGUGGCAGACUUCGGAUUAGGAAGAGCGUUUGGGAUCCCAGUUAGAAUAUACACACACGAAGUAGUGACAUUGUGGUACAGAGCGCCUGAAAUUCUGCUUGGAGCUACUAGAUAUUCCUGUGCGAUUGAUAUAUGGAGUAUCGGAUGUAUUUUUGCAGAGAUGACAACCAAAAAGCCAUUGUUCCAGGGAGACAGUGAGAUAGACCAGCUGUUUAGGAUAUUCAGAAUACUGAGGACACCUACAGAAGAGAUUUGGCCAGGAGUCACACAGCUGUCGGAUUAUAAAGCGACGUUCCCGAAUUGGAUGACGAAUAAUUUGGAGUCGCAAGUAAAGAAUUUGGAUUCGCACGGGCUAGAUUUGUUACAGUCUAUGCUUAAGUAUGAUCCUGUGUACAGAAUAUCUGCACGAGCUGCACUGAAGCAUCCCUAUUUUAAUGAUUUAGAUAAAUGCAAAAUACCAGCUGCAUAACAUGGCGAAAGCUAUCAUUUCAUGAGAAUAUUUCGUAAUAAAAAAAACCUUCAUUCGAUGAUGAUAGUUAUUGUACGAUCCUGAUAGUUAUUGUAUGACGAUGAUAGUUAUUGUAAGUUUUAAUCACCUAAGAAGAACUUGCUCUAUGUAGUGUUUUAAUUGAUAACUCCAAUUCCAUACAUUAUUUUAUAUUCCAUUAGUUCACAUACUUCAGUGAACAUAUUUAACGUUAUAUGUGUGUUCGAACUCGUGUUUUAUUUGCUUUUAUAUUUAACUUGCUAUGCAACCUGACACAUGAUAUCUUGUACACAUCUUUUUACACUUUCUUUUAAUGAAAGGACCGAUUAAGCGUCUCAACUCUUGCGAAUAACUUAUAUACGAUUAAUAAAUUAUACCAAUUGUAAAAUCUGAUCAUAUAAUUUCCGCCUUAUUUUUUUGCGUUAUAA
Messenger RNA from Dinoponera quadriceps, 1505 nucleotides. Its product is annotated as cyclin-dependent kinase 1-like. Gene Ontology annotation, molecular function: RNA polymerase II CTD heptapeptide repeat kinase activity; ATP binding; cyclin-dependent protein serine/threonine kinase activity. Gene Ontology annotation, biological process: mitotic G2 DNA damage checkpoint signaling; protein phosphorylation; G2/M transition of mitotic cell cycle. The coding region runs from base 166 to 1059 and encodes 297 amino acids. Gene Ontology annotation, cellular component: nucleus. The record is from RefSeq and is a predicted model, not a curated record. NCBI's taxonomy places the organism in Eukaryota, Metazoa, Arthropoda, Insecta, Hymenoptera, Formicidae. The transcript is spliced from 4 exons.